AUGGGGAAUCUGGGGGUCAAGCUGCCCCCUUUUGUGCACAAUCAUUAUAGUGAAAAAGAAGAGAAUGAUGAAAAGACUAAUAAGAAGAAGAAGAAGAAGAAGAAGGAAAAGGAGGCGAAGGAGCCCAUGGUUGGCCCAUUCUCCGUGUUCAGGUUUGCAGACAGCUUGGACAUUCUCAUGCUUUUAGUCGGGACUGUGAUGGCGAUAGCCAAUGGGGUGGUGCUUCCUCUCAUGUGUAUCGUCUUUGGAGACAUGACAGACAGUCUUGUUAACAGCGCUUCCUCUAACACCAGUUUGCUGACAAACUUCACUACCAAAGAACAGAGUGCAUAUGCCAAAGCUGGUGCUGUUGCAGAAGAAGUCCUCUCUGCCAUCAGGACGGUGUUCGCCUUCAGUGGUCAAAAGAAGGAGAUUGAGAGAUAUCACAAGAACUUGGAAAAUGCUAAAACAAUGGGAAUAAGGAAGGCAGUCUCUGCUAACAUCGCCAUGGGAUUCACCUUUCUGAUGAUCGACCUGUCUUAUGCUCUGGCCUUUUGGUAUGGCAGCACCCUAAUCCUGAGUGGGGAAUACACCAUUGGAUCUGUGCUCACAGUAUUUUUUGUUGUGAUAAUUGGAGUGUUUGCAAUGGGGCAAACGUCUCCCAACAUUCAGACGUUUGCUAGUGCCCGCGGAGCUGCCUAUAAGGUGUACAACAUCAUCGAUCAUAAUCCAACUAUCGACAGUUAUUCAGAGACUGGGUUUAAGCCGGACCUGAUCAAAGGAAACAUAGAGUUCAGUAACAUCCACUUUAGCUACCCGUCCAGGCCUGAUGUCACGAUAUUAGACCAAAUGUGCUUAAGUGUGAGCAGUGGACAGACCAUGGCGUUGGUUGGUAGCAGUGGAUGUGGUAAAAGCACUACGAUCCAGCUGCUGCAGAGGUUCUACGAUCCUCAGGAAGGAUCUGUGGCUCACCGCCUCUCCACAAUCAGAAAUGCUGAUGUGAUUGCAGGCUUCCAGAAAGGUAAAGUUGUAGAACUGGGCACUCACAGUGAGUUGAUGGAGAAAAAAGGAGUCUACCACACGCUGGUCACCAUGCAGACCUUCCAGAAAGCGGAGGAGGGGGAAGAUGAGGACGAGCUGUCAGCAGGUGAAAAAAGUCCCAUUAAAGACAUCAUGGAGUCUCCUCUGCUGAGGAGGAAAUCCACAAGAGGCUCUUCAUUCGCUGCUUCGACUGGAGAGAAGGGAGAGAAAAAGCUAAAGGAUGAGGAGGACAAUUUGGACGAGGAGGAAGACGUCCCCAUGGUGUCGUUGUUUAGGGUGCUGCGUCUCAAUGCUUCUGAGUGGCCUUAUAUUUUAGUAGGGCUAAUUUGUGCCAUCAUAAAUGGAGCGAUGCAACCUAUCUUUGCCGUCCUCUUCUCCAAGAUUAUCACUGUGUUUGUGGAGACAGAUCCGAAUCUUAUCAGAAAUAGAGCCAACUUCUUUUCUCUCAUGUUCGUCGUAAUGGGAGUCGUUUCCCUUUUCACCAUGUUUCUACAGGGAUUCUGUUUUGGAAAAUCUGGAGAAGUUCUCACCUUGAAGCUGAGGCUGGGGGCCUUCAAGGCCAUGAUGAGACAGGUGAUGGACAGCAUUGAUGUGAAACAGCUGAACAUCCACUGGCUCAGAUCUCAGAUUGGCAUCGUGUCCCAGGAACCGGUGCUCUUCAACUGCACGCUGGCGGAAAACAUCGCCUAUGGCGACAACAGCCGCAAGGUGACCAUGGAGGAGAUAGAGGCAGCUGCCAAAUCUGCCAACAUUCACAGCUUUAUAGAUGAAUUGCCUCAGAAAUACAACACUCAGGCGGGCGAUAAGGGAACGCAGCUGUCUGGCGGUCAGAAGCAGCGAAUAGCCAUCGCCAGGGCCAUCCUCCGCAACCCUAAAGUGUUGCUGCUGGAUGAGGCUACCUCUGCUUUGGACACAGAGAGUGAGAAGGUGGUGCAGGAGGCCCUGGACCAGGCCAGCAAAGGCAGAACGUGCAUCAUUGUGGCGCACCGUCUGUCUACUAUCCGGAACGCCGACCGCAUUGCCGUCUUCCAGAGAGGCGUAGUGGUUGAACAAGGGACGCAUCAGCAGCUGCUAGCAAAGAAGGGAGUCUACCAUAUGCUGGUCACUACACAGCUGGGCCACGGGACAGAGUGAGGGGACGGUGGGAGUCACUAUUUGUCCUGUUGAGGGAUUUAAAGGAACUUAGAGGAGCACUUUCUGCCUUCUUUUAGGUUGUUUUACAUUAAUGCACUUUCACUGAUUUAUGCUCAAUGAUUUAAGUGAAACAACUGGAACUGAAAAAGAUGGCUAUGCCUCGUUAGUUACACUGUUUUAAGUUUAACUGCUGUGAUUUGCUGCUGUCACCUUAUAAAACUUUUUGAAACAAAAAUAUAAGUUUUCCUUGAGAAAGUAGAAAAAACUGGAUUGUAUUUGUCCGUUUCUUAGAAGAAAUGUUGAAGACUCACAUUUCAUUUGCUUUUAAGCAUGACAUCAGUUUAUCUAUCAGAUUAACUAAAAUGGUGCUCAUAAAACAACUAUGAUUGAUCUGAUUCAAUAAACUUGUGAAAUUAUAGAUUUAAAGCAGAUUUGAUUUGCAAUAAAUGUCCAGAUUUGGUUUAAAUCUGGUCUUUAUCAUAGAUCUCAUAUAAUUAGCUUUAUUUUUAAUGUCAAAUCUACCAUUUGCUUUAAUGUAAGCCUCAUACCUCUAUGCUUACCUGCAAACUGUGGCACAUUUUUAAACUUUAAGAUAUUGAUCACCUCGCACUCCUCUUUACAAAACAAGUCUGACAUAUCAUUUACCAUGUAAAGUUGUGGAUCCCCAAAUUGGGGCUGAGGCCCCCUUUUGUGGUUCUUGAGGUGCUCUCCAGACAUCAGAUAUGUAAAAAUGCUUGUUUAUAGCAGAUGUCAUAAUGAAAAGUGUUGGAUCGACAUAACUGACAUAAUUGUGGAGAAAGCAGAAUACAUUAGUCCUUCCUUAAACUUCCACAAUGCCAGCAUCUGUUUACUUCAGCAGUCAUUGUUUAGCAGGUUAAUAGAUUGAGGGACACUCCUGUUUGAAUGCUUUUAAUCUGGUUGACUCAGGUGUCAUAUAAACUGAUCAGAAAAAAAGACUGAAAAUUAUUUUGUUUAAAAAAAAAGUUAAAUAAGAGUAACAGCCAAUAAGAAAUCCUACAUUCUGCACUGAAAAUGUUUUGUUCUGUUUAAAGAUUCAGUUUUUUUGUAAGGCCUAAAUGAGUUAGUUCAUUUAAUGAUGGAUGGAUUGACUUUAUGCAGAUUCUGAUCUGCAAUGUGUGACUUAUAAACGGGGAUCACUGAUGCAGAGCUGAUAUUCUGAGGUGAAUGUAUUCUGGUUAUUGAUACUUCAGCAAUAUUUUUUUUGUGGGGGUGAGUAAAAAUGAAUUGUGUUGUGAUUUUAUAUUGUUUUCAAUUUUAUUUCCAGCCAGUUGGGAAUUUAUAUUUCUGAUACUUAAAGAUGUUUAUAUCCUCCCCGGUAGGGGGGGUAAAAUAUCGUAUUUAAUCAGAUAUUGUUUCAGCUGUUAUAUACUUUUUAUGAUACACAGCCCUACUAGCUGUGUGUUGGAACAAUAGAUGAAAGAGUGAU
Cyprinodon variegatus (sheepshead minnow) is the source of this 3601-nucleotide messenger RNA. RefSeq names its product multidrug resistance protein 1-like. NCBI's taxonomy places the organism in Eukaryota, Metazoa, Chordata, Actinopteri, Cyprinodontiformes, Cyprinodontidae. The record is from RefSeq and is a predicted model, not a curated record. The coding region runs from base 1 to 2154 and encodes 717 amino acids. Gene Ontology annotation, biological process: transmembrane transport. The transcript is spliced from 16 exons. Gene Ontology annotation, cellular component: membrane. Gene Ontology annotation, molecular function: ABC-type transporter activity; ATP hydrolysis activity; ATP binding.